Messenger RNA from Rodentolepis nana, 711 nucleotides. NCBI's taxonomy places the organism in Eukaryota, Metazoa, Platyhelminthes, Cestoda, Cyclophyllidea, Hymenolepididae. The record is from the annotation of a GenBank genome assembly.
AUGCUCAAACUGAAGGGUUACCAGCAAUGGGUGCUUGAAGAGGAAAAGGCAAGUUCUUUUUUGUCCUAUCACAAUAGCAAAGCAUUGCUGUCGACUGUCAUAGCAGUUUUAACAUCAGAGGAGCAAUCAUUGGGACUUCGUCAGCCAACAGGGGUUGGAGCACGUCCCCGCCCAAUGGCAACAGAACUAUGCAACCAGAACGACCCUGGAACUACUGAUGUCACUUUGCCUAAUACGACCAUUCCUAUUUCACUGCCAUCAUCUACUAACGGGAAGAUAAUGCACUUCGAUUCUGAGUUCAAUGACUCUUAUUUGGGACCAGAUUUAUAUAUCCCGUGUAAUUUCAAGCAACAAUCAACUCAUCCUUCAAUGAAUGUCAUCGAGAGCAAUUUAACAGGCCCGUUUAUCGAUGGAUGUGGUGACACGGUUGACUCGAGCAAUAAUCAAGCACGCUUAGAAACUAUUUACGAAAGUUUGCAGCCCAAAUUAUGGAAUGAUAAUCUGGCUAAUAAUUUUGCACAGCUGAAACUUGGGGACUCCUUUCUAAAACAGGAAUAUCAAACGUCUUUGAACACAUCCCAGAUGGCGAAUGCGGCAAAUGAAGAUGCAGAAAGAUUAAAAUUCCUGACUUGUAAUAUCGACGACAACAACCGCAACAACUUUCGUUCCACAAACUCCACUUUUUCGUUUGAAUCAUUGCAAUCUCUUUAA